This is a messenger RNA of Schizosaccharomyces japonicus yFS275, 2054 nucleotides long. RefSeq names its product DNA primase large subunit Spp2. Gene Ontology annotation, cellular component: alpha DNA polymerase:primase complex. The coding region runs from base 67 to 1476 and encodes 469 amino acids. Gene Ontology annotation, biological process: DNA replication, synthesis of primer; DNA replication initiation; DNA-templated DNA replication. NCBI's taxonomy places the organism in Eukaryota, Fungi, Ascomycota, Schizosaccharomycetes, Schizosaccharomycetales, Schizosaccharomycetaceae. The transcript has 3 exons. The record is from RefSeq and is a predicted model, not a curated record.
CUCAGACAAAGCUGGCCAGGGUAUGACCAGCUUGGGCAAGCUGUGAACGAAAGUCUGCAUCUCCUUAUGUACCGUAGCUCACGAACAAGGUCUCAAAACUCGGGGAAAAAGGCGACUACGUUGUCUUUGGGUACCGCUGAGUAUCCAACGCGAUUGAAUUUUUACCUUGAUCCUCCUACUGGGGAAAUUAGUCUAGAGGAGUUUGAGACAUGGGCUCUGGAUCGAUUGUACGUACUCAGUGAAAUUGAGAAUGCAAUCUUUCGAAACAAAACAAGAAAAGAAUUUGACCUUUUGCUGCGGAAAGUCCUGGAUAAACAUCUUCCUAUGAGCAGCAACAUGGCCCGAAGCGUUAAAGGUGCUCAGGUGGAUGCAGAACGAUGCAAGGAUCAUUACUCACACUUUAUUCUAAGACUUGCCUUCUGCCGGUCAGAAGAGCUUCGUCGCCGUUUCGUUCGGCUGGAAUCGAUCCUUUUUCGUUUUCGGUUCAUGCAAGAAGAGGCUCGGGAGCGACAAUCCUUCGUUGACAGACUCCACUUCCAAUGGGAACUUGUUUCAGAGGAAGAGAAAAAAUUACUUCAUGACAAGUUAACGAAUGCCUGUCAGCGGAAUAUUGAUUCAGACACCUUCUUCAAGGUUGACUUUAUUCGUGUUCCCGAUCUCGUUGAAAGGCGGUCUGUGUAUAUUUCACGUGGUAAUGCUUAUGUACCUUUUUCAGAGCAAGUCAGUCUUGUCGUUGAUGAUUUCGAGCAAAAGCUGUUGAUGGCGAUGGAGAAAACUGCAAAAAUACUUCCACGGUUAGACGAAGAUGACCGGCUGGUGCCUAUUCUCGACAACCUAGGAAAGGGCUUUAUUGCUCCCGAGUAUAAUAGCCAGUCUGUUUCAAAAAAAGCUGGCGAAUUUGGAGCAGACGAUAUAGACGGUUUAGUUCGUUACUUUCCCCUAUGUGCUCAACAUCUCCAUCAUUCCCUCCGUCGCGAUAAACAUCUUCGUCACUUUGGACGACUGCAAUAUGGUUUAUUUCUGAAGGAAAUGGGUCUGAGCAUGGAAGAAGCUCUUAUUUUUUGGCGGAAAAGUUUCUCAAACAUUUCAGACGAACGCUUUAGUAAAGAAUACCGCUAUAACGUUCGACAUCAAUAUGGCCAGGAAGGUAACCGCCGUGACUACAAGGCAUUUUCUUGUCAACAGAUUCUAACGGGUCCUCAGCCUGGACCGGGCGAUGCUCACGGAUGUCCUUACCGGACAUUCUCUGUCGAAAAUCUUACACAGGCAAUUUCUUCUCUUGGCAUUACACCCGACUCUGCCGAUGGUCGCGAAAUUCUUGACGCUGUUCGUAACCGACACUAUCACAUUGCAUGUACACGGGUCUUGGAACUCUCGCAUCCCGCUGUGGGUACGCUGUCCGAAACGAUUAAUCACCCAAACCAAUACUUCAACUUGGCAUAUGCUACUCACCCCGCAAGCAAUACCGGCAAGUAGAACUCAAAAAGAGCAUUCCAUACAACAUGCACAAAAAAACACUCCUCUAUCAACAACACCCUAGCUAUACAUUGCACACAAGCCUUCCACAAAAACACUUGUUCUGUUAUUGAGCAAAUUACAUAUAUACAGAAGACGAACUGACCGGCAGUUAAGCGUUUUCCCCCCUUUUCUCAACCACCCUACUGCGGAGCAGAUGAAAAAACGGCAGGGCAAGCAGGCUUUGUAACAAACGAGAAUCACAGCAAUUAAUAAACAAGCAUGAAAGACGAUGACUUUAACUUCAGAUGGCAGGUGUCUUAAAAGGCACACAAAACCAUCCUCAUAAAGCAUGUAGAUUUUAAAGAUUAGUCAGUCAAUGGACGCCUUCAGUAGCAUCCUUCAUAACGCAACGCUUUGAACAACCGGACGCAAGUCGUCCUCGUAAAAGCCAGAGAAUAAAGCAGCGAUCACGCGCUCUACCCCUGCCCAUCAAGGAGACUAAACGAAAAUAAUAGAUAUCACAGCUUACGGAACAAUACAACCGCAAAAGUGCAACGUUGGCUCGCACAAUAAGAAUAAACAGUUUCAGUUAUAAC